Messenger RNA from Xenopus laevis (African clawed frog), 4027 nucleotides. RefSeq names its product aftiphilin L homeolog (gene aftph.L). NCBI's taxonomy places the organism in Eukaryota, Metazoa, Chordata, Amphibia, Anura, Pipidae. Bases 374 to 2989 code for a protein of 871 amino acids. Gene Ontology annotation, molecular function: clathrin binding. The transcript has 11 exons. The record is from RefSeq and is a predicted model, not a curated record. Gene Ontology annotation, cellular component: AP-1 adaptor complex; trans-Golgi network membrane.
UCGGGAAGGCGGAUCCAAGGAGGGGGAGGUUACAGUGUUUGUGUGUAUCUCGGUGCUUCCUCAAACCGGUAGAAGCUUGAGGGGAGCCAGAGGGGGGGUAGCUAGGUUCUUGUGCUGAAGCUGCUUUAUACGAACGGAGACAUCACCUGAGCUGGUGGCGGAGGUGGGACUGCCCAUGGGCUGCACCACCGAGCUCUGCGGCCCCGGAGAAGGCGACAUGCUCCACUCUGAUGGACGCUUUGGGCAGAGACCCAUAACUGCUUACUGUGCACCCUCGGUUACAAGAAGAAUGUUACUUUUAUAGAUUGUCAGUUCAGAAGAAGCUCUUUCUUUGUCAGGUGUAAACUGUUUUCUCUAAGGAAGCCAUUACACUAUGGAGCCUGAAAUCAUCCGAAUGUAUUCGUCUUCCCCUCCUCCUCUUGACUGUGUGGCUGACGAUGAUGACGAGGAUGAGUUUGGCGAAUUUGGGGGCUUCUCUGGAGUCGGUAACUCUGGAAUGGGUUUUGCUGAAUUUGAAACUGUUAAUUAUUCCAAAUCCCAAGAGGAGUAUAUUCCAGCUAAACACGUUUUGCCUAUUCAAGAUUACUCUGACAGUUUGAACAACUUCGCUAGCCUUACUUCUGUCAAAGACACCGGCAACAUCUUGGAGAUUGGUUCUCAAAAAGGACAACACGGAGAAGUAGACACACAUGCAAGUUAUGAAUCAAAUCUGUUUAAUGUUGCUGCAUUUGAUAAUAAAGAAAACUCAGGAGAGAAAAUAAAAAAGGCUGAUUUGUAUUCAAACUUUGUAAGUCCUGUGUCUUCUGGUGACAGUACAGAGUUCAUAAGCAGAAGCCUUGAUCCACUCGAUGUAACUUGUAAUGGUGAGAAGGUGCACUGUGAAGAGAACCUUACAAAUGGCUUUGCAGCGAGUGAUUCUGUCAGUCCUCAGGGAAUAGAAGAUCAGGACAGCAUUGAUGAUUCUAAGGGAUAUAACACCAUUGCUACGCAUAGUGCUGACCCAAGCAGUAACUUUGUAACCAGUAAAGCAGUGGACUUUGCAGAUUUUUCCACAUUUCCAAAAAAAGACUCUAUACAUUUAGGGGGCACAGAGCUCAAGUCACAUAAUGGUAUAUAUGAAGGGCAAGCUUUAAGUAUUACAAGUAGUAGUCAAUUAUGUAGUGUAGAGAAUGGUAGCUCCCAAAUAAAGGAAGUAGUUACACAUAUCUCUGAAAACGGGGAUGAAAUUAAUACCUUAGCUCUUUCAAAUUGCACUUCAGCAACAGGCCUAAUCAUAGCUAAUGUUGUACCCCUUGACAAUGUUGUACCCCAUGACAAUGUUGUGAUUGCGACAGACAUCAAUACUGCUGAAAAAGUUCCUGUACCAUUAGCAGCCACUGAGGAAACCAUUGGCAAACUUGCAGACGGGGAAGUGCAGAAAGAAGUUUUAGAAACCACUGAUGACAAUGGUUUUACUCCUCAUGAUAAUGCAGCAGAGGGCACAGAGAAUGUUAAACAUAUAUCCAAGAGCAACCUAGAUAACGGUGAGCAUAGUUUGACAAUUGACAGUAGUAGUGUGUCUGAAGCUCCUUGUGCAAAUUCACUUCCAUGUCUUACGGACUCAAGUGACUCCAAUAACACCUCUAAUGGAAUGUGGGAUGAUAAAGAAAAUGACCUGAGUGAUGAUUUUGGGGAUUUUAAUGAGACCAAUGUAAGCCCUUUCCAAGAGGAGAUCAAACCAGCCGUUGACGAACAGUUGACAUUUUCAGGCCUUAGUGUUAAAUGUUCUGAGGCAGAUAAAGAGGAGGAAGAGUUCAGCGAGUUUGGAGAUUUUGGUUCACUUGCAAAAGAUGACGAGUCAAAAAAUUCACAAGACUUCGAUGAUUUUGCAGACUUUAACUCUGCCAGCAAUUUUAAACCUCAUUCAGACUGGAAUGCUUUUGAAGAUGACCAUUCAGAAGGGCCUUCAUGGGCAGUGUUUGUUGAUGAAAAGGACCCUUCACCUCCAGACUCUGAGACCUGGCCUUCAUUUAGGACACACGUACCAUCUAGCUCUGGAGACCGGGACGUAAAAACAGAAGAUCUCACUUUACCCGUAUUUCAGGAGUCUGGUCUAUCUUCUGUCAGCGAUCAAUCAACAGAUGCCUUUCAGCAGUCGUUACAGAGCCGUCUUGAGCGAGUCAUCCAGGUGUCUUUUCCUCUUCAUCCUGUUUUUCAAGUAGAAGAAAAUAUAUUGUGCUUGGAUCACUGGCUUAAAGCAGAGGCAAGUGAAGAAGCUGCAAAACCCAUGUCUAGCAUAAGAGAAGUGCUGGACAUCUGGCCUGAGCUGCAAAAGAUCCCUGAUGCUUAUGGACUAAAGUACCAGUGGGGUGGCUCUCACAGCAACAAGAAACUCCUCAGCUCCCUUGGAAUUGAUACAAGGAACAUUCUUUUUACAGGCAACAAAAAACAGCCAGUCAUUGUACCCAUGUAUGCAGCCAGCCUGGGUAUGCUAGAACCAACAAAGCCUUUAUCUGCUGCUGAAAAGAUCGCAUCAAUAGGGCAAUCUUCUCCUGUUCCUCCAGAAGAAAUAAUCUGUACUACUGAUCAAAUGCAGGAAUCCCUCCCACCUGUCCAGUUUGACUGGAGUAGCAGUGGCCUUACCAACCCUCUAGAUGCUAGUGGAGGUUCUGCUGUGCUAAACCUCGAUUUCUUUGGGCCCGUGGAUGACAGUGGUUCUAAUGCCACCACCACAAUCCCAGGUGUGGAUCCAGAGUUGUAUGAAUUGACAACAUCAAAGCUGGAAAGUGUUGGCGCUAGUAACAAAGUGACAGAUGCAUUUGCACGGCUCAUGUCCACUGCAGAGACCACAAGCACAUCGGCAAGGAAGCCCAGGCGGGAUGAGAACCUAAGUGAAGAGGCCACUAAGGUCAUCGCCAGCCUCCCUGAUUUAUCAUUCAUGCAUGCCAAGGUGUUAAUGUUCCCAGCCACACUAACACCUUCCACAAGUGCUCCGGACAAGGCUGAGUGAGAUAAGGAGAACGUCGGUGGGAGAGAAAUUUUCCAGAAUCAUUUGGAUGUUUUAUAUCCAAGCUUUUUAAAAGAUUUAAAAUGAAUAAAUAAAAAAGUGUUGUUGCUUUUUUUUUUUCCUAAAAGUGAAAUAAUUCCGAGGAAAUGUGGGCGAGCAGCACUAAAGGGUAUAUACAUUUUCAUGUAUAAGUAAACACUGAAUUCUACGUUUCUAUACGAAAUCAAACCACAAAAAAGAGAGAAUUUGUAUAUAAUGGCAACGGGUGAACUUUUUUUUUUUUUUUUUGAUGUUAGGUAAAUACACUGAUUGAUUCUUUCUUAUAAAAUGAAAAACAGAUAAAAUGUGAAGCUAGACACCCAUACAUUCACUGCCUGUGCCGUAUGUCCCCGACCCUAUUGAUGUGAAUGUUGUGCUACAUUUGCAAUGUGUUUUGUGUGUCAGUGGAACAGGAAUGGAGCAGAGGGGUCUGACAUGUGAGACCCUCCCACUGCAAAAGGGAAAUGCCUUGCAUUGAAUACUAGUGCAUUAUGGGAGCAGCAGAGGGCAUUGUGGGUAUGACAUUUGCAUAUGUUUUGUUUCUUUCGCUGCUGUAUUUUAUGAUUCUGAGCAUAUCUUAUCCCCCCCGCACCCCUGUGUCUCUGUCUUGUUUUGUUUCUAUGUUACAAUUAGUUAAGAUCCUUAUAAAGAUCGAUUGGGGGUUCUCAACUGAUUCUGGGUAUAUAGCCAGCUUGAUUUUGGGUGAAGAGGGACCAAAAUAACAUGAAUGUCUUUGCGAGGAAUACUCCUGUUUUGUGUCUGUUGUACCACUAUCUUUCUGAUUUGCACAAUGUAAAGAAGCAUAAUCAUAGGUCGCUAUGGUUUUAGACUGUACAUAUACGUACGGAAGAAUUUGGGAUGUGUAUGUCAGGGGAAUAUUCCUAUGGAAAAAAAUAUUUGGAUCUGUAAGAACAAGGUCUAAGCACAUGCCCAGGUUCUUUUCAAAUGUAAGCGUGUACAUUUUCUUUUAGCUUACACUCAAAUAAAAUUAUUUUAAAACCA